UCUCACUGGCCUGGGCUAUCCCUUCUUACACUCCCAAAAAACAGACUUGUGUAUCAUCUGUCCAAGGCCCUUCAGCUGGGCCUUGCAAGUACUGGACGAUUCUGCCAGCCCGUUCCAAUUUUCAGGACAUGAAAAACCAGAGGGUUCAGCUGAUGCGUCAAAUGAAAGAAGAUGCUGAGAAAUUCAGGCAAUGGAAACAGCAGAAGGACAAGGAAGUGAUCCAGCUGAAAGAACGGGAUCGCAAGAGGCAGUAUGAGCUCCUCAAGCUAGAACGUGAUUUCCAGAAGCAGGCCAAUGUCCUUCGGCGCAAAACGGAAGAGGCAGCAGCCGCCAACAAGCGCCUGAAGGAUGCUCUGCAGAAACAACGGGAGGCUGCCGAGAGACGGAAGGAAACUCAAAACCGGGGAAUGGAAGGGGUUGCUGCUCGAGUCAAAGGUGGCUGAAGAUGGUGAGAGAAGAUGAGAAGUGGAUCCCGGUGCGGGUGGCCCUGCGCUGCCGGCCCCUGGUGCCCAAGGAGACCAGCGAAGGGUGCCAGCUGUGCCUGUCCUUCGUGCCGGGGGAGCCGCAGGUGGUUGUAGGUAAUGAUAAGUCCUUCACAUAUGACUACGUGUUCGACCCCUCAGUUGAACAAGAGGAAGUUUUCAACACGGCUGUCGCGCCUCUCGUACGGGGCAUCUUUGAAGGGUAUAAUGCGACUGUCUUGGCCUAUGGACAGACAGGAUCUGGGAAAACGUAUUCCAUGGGAGGUACAUACACGGCCAAUCAAGAGGAUGAACCUAGCGUGGGGGUCAUCCCUCGGGUAAUCAAACUGCUGUUUAAGGAGAAGGAGCAAAGGCAGGAUUGGGAAUUCGACCUCAAAGUUUCUUAUCUAGAGAUCUACAACGAGGAUAUUCUGGACCUGCUGUGCCCAUCAAGAGAACGAUCUUGUCAAAUCAGUAUACGGGAAGAUCCCAAAGAGGGCAUAAAGAUUGUAGGGCUAACAGAAAGAAAUGUCACCCAUGUCCAAGAUACUGUGUCCUGCCUAGAGCAAGGGAACAACUCCAGAACAGUGGCCGCCACAGCGAUGAACUCCCAGUCCUCUCGCUCCCAUGCCAUCUUCACCAUUUGCAUCGAUCAGAAAAAGAAAAAUGACAAGAACACCAGUUUUCGCUGUAAGUUACAUUUGGUUGAUCUUGCUGGCUCUGAGAGACAAAAGAAGACCAAGGCUGAGGGAGACCGACUAAAAGAAGGCAUCAACAUAAACAGAGGGCUUCUCUGCCUGGGGAACGUAAUUAGCGCUCUUGGUGACGAAAACAAAAAGGGUGGCUUUGUCCCCUACAGAGACUCAAAGCUAACGAGACUGCUGCAAGAUUCUCUGGGUGGUAACAGCCACACUCUCAUGAUUGCCUGUGUGAGCCCAGCAGAUUCCAAUCUAGAAGAAACCCUGAAUACCUUGCGUUAUGCUGACAGAGCAAGAAAAAUAAAAAAUAAACCAAUUGUCAACCUUGAUCCGCAGGCGGCUGAGCUGCAUCAUCUGAAGCAGCAGGUUCAACAGCUACAGGUGUUACUGCUGCAGGCCCACGGAGGGACCCUCCCCGUGUCCAUCAAUAGUAUGGCGCCUUCAGAGAACCUCCAGUCCCUGAUGGAGAAGAACCAGUCGCUAAUGGAAGAGAAUCAAAAGCUGAGCCAAGGGCUGAGCGAUGCUGCUGGACAGACAGCACAGAUGCUGGAGAGGAUCAUUCUGACAGAACAAGAAAAUGAGAAGAUGAAUGCCAAGCUCGAACAACUUCAGCAGCAUGCUGUGUGCAAGCUGGAUCUGCAGAAGCUGGUGGAGACUGUGGAAGAUGAGGAACUGAAAGAGAAUGUUGAGGUGAUUCGCAAUCUGCAACAAGUGUUGGCUCAGUUGCAGAGUGAAAAUGCUGCUACAGUGGAAGCUGCUGCAGAGAUGGGAAACUCUCAACAGGAUGCUGCAGCUGAUGCAGAAAUGGGCCAGGACACCACGAGAACCUCGGAUGACUUCACCACUCAACACGCUCUCCGUCAAGCACAGAUGUCCAAAGAGCUGCUUGAACUGAAUAAAGCUCUGACUCUGAAAGAGGCGCUGGCCAAAAAAAUGGCACAGAACGAUAAUCAGCUGGAGCCCAUUCAGUCCCAGUACCAGACUAAUAUCAAGGAUCUGGAGUUGGAGGUCAGCAACUUGCAAAAAGAAAAGGAGGAGCUGCUCUCUGCUCUGCACAUGGCCAAGAAGGACAUCAACCAAGCCAAGCUGAGUGAACGGCGUCGGAAAAGACUUCAGGAGCUGGAAGGGCAAAUGAGUGAGCUUAAGAAAAAGCUGAAUGAUCAAUCGAAGCUCUUGAAGCUGAAGGAAUCUACAGAACGCACCGUCUCCAAACUGAACCAGGAGAUCAGGGACAUGAAAAACCAGAGGGUUCAGCUGAUGCGUCAAAUGAAAGAAGAUGCUGAGAAAUUCAGGCAAUGGAAACAGCAGAAGGACAAGGAAGUGAUCCAGCUGAAAGAACGGGAUCGCAAGAGGCAGUAUGAGCUCCUCAAGCUAGAACGUGAUUUCCAGAAGCAGGCCAAUGUACUUCGGCGGAAAACGGAAGAGGCAGCAGCCGCCAACAAGCGCCUGAAGGAUGCUCUGCAGAAACAACGGGAGGCUGCCGAGAGACGGAAGGAAACUCAAAACCGGGGAAUGGAAGGGGUUGCUGCUCGAGUCAAAAGCUGGCUUGCAAAUGAAGUAGAGGUUCUCGUUAGCACUGAAGAAGCUCGACGGCACCUUGCAGACCUGCUGGAGGACAGAAAGAUCCUGGCACAGGAGCUCCAUCAGCUUAAAGAGAAGAAAGAGGCUGGAGAAAACCCACCUCCAAAGCUGCGGAGACGCACCUACUGCAUCACAGAUUUGCAGACAUCAGAGUUGGACCUUUCCCUAUCAAAGCAGAUAGAAAGCCUGGAAACUGAGAUGGGGCUCAGGAGUGCCCAGAUAGCGGAUCUGCAGCAGAAACUCUUGGAUGCUGACAGUGGAGAUCGGGUGAAACAGCGUUGGGACAGCAUUGCAACAAUUCUAGAGGCUAAAUGUGCUUUGAAGUAUCUCCUUGGAGAGCUGGUCUCCUGCAAAGUGCAGGUGAGCAAGUUGGAGAGCAGCCUUCAGCAGAGCAAAGCCAACUGCUCGGACAUGCAGAAGAUGGUGACUGAAGAGCAAAACCACAGGGCGGAGAUGGAGGCCGAGUUCCAAAAUCAGUGUUUGCUGCAGGAGCAACAACACCAGGAGAAGGUUCUGUACCUGCUCAGCCAGCUGCAGCAAAAAGAAACAGCAGAGAAGCAAUUGGAAGAUUCACUGAAUGAGCAAGAGAAAAAGCUGCAAGAGCGAGUCAAGUUCCAGGAGGAAGAGCUGGAGAAAAUGCGGGAGAUCUGUGAGAAGAACCAAGAGCUUCUGCAGGAGAAUGAAACUCUUAAACAGAAACUGCUGCUUAUCCAAGUUGCCAGUGGACAGAAGAUACGUCACGCUCAGCAAAUGUCAUCUGAGUCCCCAGAUUCUUCUUUUGACUAUAUUCUACCCAAAGUAAAGCCAAAGACUGGCCGGCAGACGACAGCGAAAUCGCGUGGAAGAUGCCCAGAGAUGCACGUGGAAGAGCUGUUCUCAGACUCGGACACUGGAGAGGAGGCAGAGGAUGCCGAGUGGCUUCCGGUAAAACCAGGCAGAGGAGCAAAGAAAGUCGUGAUCGGGUGCUCCUGCAAGGGCUACUGUGGGAACAGGCGCUGCGGCUGCAGGAAGCAGGGGUUGGGCUGCAGCGACAGCUGCAGCUGCGACUUGUUCAACUGCAGGAACAGGGACCCCGGCGUGCGGGACGCUUUACUGGGCGAGGACCAAACACGGGACUCAGGAGGUUCCUUCAAACUUGAAGACCUCAGUGAAGUGACUGCAGGAGGGACCUUCUUUCAGCCUGUGAAUAUCACCUCACCCUCGGAGGUGCUGAAGGACAUCACGGAGCAGGAGGUGUCCCUGAGGAAGCCCAGCGCUGCCGCCGCCCUCCUGAGGGACGAGGAGGCCCGGGAGAACCAGGUACCGCUCGGCAAGAGGAAGAAGAGGAUUCUGAGCAGCAACACCAGCUUCUUCUCGGGCUGCACCCCCAUCAGGGAGUUCGAGUGACGAGCACAGCGGCCACUCUCGGGCGGUGCAUUAGACCCUCGCUAGCACUAUGUCAAUAAUUGAAGUGAUUUUAAAUAGUUUUUGUAGCUUUAAUAAAGGUAGUAAAACCUUGCUGACUUCUAGUUGGACAUGAUUAUGUACAUGGUACGAUCUCUGCAAUUAAAAUGGAUCUCUGAACUCUU
Molecule: messenger RNA, 4308 nt
Organism: Columba livia (rock pigeon)
Lineage: Eukaryota; Metazoa; Chordata; Aves; Columbiformes; Columbidae
Product: chromosome-associated kinesin KIF4
Exons: 33
Coding region: 446-4126 (1226 amino acids)
Biological process (GO): microtubule-based movement; spindle elongation; mitotic spindle organization
Cellular component (GO): microtubule associated complex
Molecular function (GO): microtubule motor activity; ATP binding; microtubule binding
Source: RefSeq, a predicted model, not a curated record